Messenger RNA from Vanessa atalanta (red admiral), 852 nucleotides. Its product is annotated as trypsin, alkaline C-like. NCBI's taxonomy places the organism in Eukaryota, Metazoa, Arthropoda, Insecta, Lepidoptera, Nymphalidae. Bases 1 to 852 code for a protein of 283 amino acids. Gene Ontology annotation, biological process: proteolysis. Gene Ontology annotation, molecular function: serine-type endopeptidase activity. The transcript is spliced from 4 exons. The record is from RefSeq and is a predicted model, not a curated record.
AUGUACCUAAUAACAGUGUUAGCUCUCGUUGGUGCCGCCAUCGCGGCACCAAACGCAAUUGCUCCGCGUAUUGUUGAAGAAUCGGCAACAGGCGCACUUGACCAGCGUAUUGUUGGAGGAUCCGAUGCAAAUAUAGAAGAUUACCCCUUUAUGGCUGUCAUUUUAGCAUCUCGUGGAGAUGACGUUCAAUUAAUUUUUAGACCCUACUGCGGUGGAUCUCUUAUUACUACCAGAGCCGUCCUCACGGCAGCCCACUGUUUCUUGAACAACGUUCUACCUAUUAAUCAUUUACGAGUGCGACUUGGCUCGUCACUAAGCUGGUUUGGUGGUCAACGAUAUAGAGUCGAUAAUUGGGUUAAGCAUCCCGGAUACAGUUGGCCUGAAGCAUACCACGACAUUGCUAUACUGAAACUCGCCACUCCCGCUAUACUCUCCAACCGCGUUGCUGUUGCUCCAAUCGCUGGACCCAAAUACAUCGUCCCAGAUAACACUACCGUCACUGCUGCCGGAUGGGGCCUCCUUGAAUAUGAUGGUGAACCAUCAGUAAUCCUUCAACAAGUUGAUGUAAAAAAAGUCAACCAUGAUAUCUGCAGAGCAAAUUACGCUGAACUACAGGCUCUGCUAGGCGAACAUGAAGUUCCUAACGUAACAUCGGAAAUGGUAUGCGCUGGUAUAUUGGGCGUCGGUGGCAAAGAUGCCUGCCAAGGCGACUCAGGGGGACCUCUUCUUCACCAAGGAGUCAUAGUUGGAGUUACCUCUUGGGGACACGAAUGUGCCCAUCCGAAGUAUCCCGGUGUCUAUGUCAACGUACCCUCUUAUACCAGUUGGAUAGUUGAGAAUGCGGAGAACUGA